AACAAUGGAUACACGUCAAAUGAUCGUUAUAUUUUCUUCUUUGGUUCUCACGCAAAUGACCCUAGGAAACAUUGAUGAGUUUGAUUGUGUUGAUAUAUACAAACAACCCGCUUUUCAACAUCCAUUGUUGAAACACCACAAGAUUCCGGAAAAAUUCAUUUCAAAUAAAAGUUUUGAUAGAAAAAGUAAAUAUAAAACAACUGAUCAAAGUUGUCCAAAAGGAACCGUGGCAAUCUUAAGACAAAGAAGUGAAACUGAGAGUCUUCAUCUCGACACAGACGAUCAUUUCGGCCACCAUUUUGCGGUAAUGGACACAUAUCCGGAUGCGAGCAUCUAUCAAGGAGCACAAGCUGAUAUAAGUAUCCAUAACCUAACUUUACAAAAUAAUCAAUUAAGUAGAAGUCAAAUUUGGUUAGAGAAUGGACCUCCUGGAGAACUCAACAGCAUACAAGUUGGCUGGGCGGUGCAUCCAAGAUUGUAUGGAGACAGUGCCACACGAUUUACUAUUUAUUGGACUGCUGAUGGCUAUAAAACCACUGGAUGCUAUAAUACAAAUUGUCCUGGUUUUAUUAUUGUAACUCGAAAACCCUCGAUUGGAAGCAUUUUUAAACUAUCCUCCGUGUAUGGUGGUGAUAAAACAGUUAUUUUCACACCACACGUUUAUCAGGACGUCUUUACUCCAUGCUGGGCACUGAAAGUAGAUGACGAAAUGAUUGGAUAUUGGCCCGGAGAGCUAUUUACACACUUGAAAAAUGGAGCUUCUCGGGUGCGUUUUGGAGGAAACACAUAUAUAUCUCCAGAUGGGAUUAGUCCUCCAAUGGGAAAUGGUCAUUUUCCGCUUAAAGACUAUCAAAGGAGUUCGAGUUUUCUUCAUGUGAAGCUUACGAAUCAUAGGUAUCAGACAAUCGAAGCUAAAACAAUAUUAAGGAAUGCAGAUUCUAGGUGUUUUAGACUAAUGGACCGGCGUUACACCAAGGAGAACGGAAAGUCCUUUUCUUAUGGAGGAGCAGGUGGCAGAUGCGGUAUUUGAUGAUUUUAUAUAUGUACUGACCAAGACUAUCAAAUUUACAAAAGAAAUACGAACUAUUUUCAAUACUACAAAUCAUUUUAUUGUUACUAAAUCACAUUUAUGUUUCACGUUUUAAAUGAGAGAGUAUCAAUACAAAACAAACACGAGAAUAUUUAAGUUUUCCCUUUGUCCAGAAAACACUGCACUAUACAUAUAUAUUAAUAUUAUCCCGUCAUCGAACCAGAAUCAAUCACAAAACCUACAAAGUUUACAUUUACAAUCUAUGUCAAUGCUCCUUUGGUUUGUUCCCAGUUCCCUUCUUGAUUACAGAAGAACCAAGCUUUAGUCUCGUUCUUUCACACAAAGUUUUGACAUGUAAACAUCAUUAAAGCUGCUAAGACAUAGAACAGAGGAUAAGCUACUACAAACACAUGGCAAUGUUUCUCAAGGAAGAACUAAACAACUUGGUGAUAAAAAAAAUUAGAAUUCUUUUACUUGGGGAAAGAAAUCUGGGUCCAUCUAAAUUAAUGAAAUGAAUUAUGUUCAUAUAAAUGUAUAUUCUCAUUUGUAAAGUGACAAAACUAACACAAUAAAUAGUAAAAAAACUCUCAUCCUCAUGUUUUCUCUCUACUUUCCAUAGAUUUGAUACAAGUUUUGGUUUCCGCCCAUUUUUACGGCUCUUAUAUAUUAUCUGAGUAAAAGUACUUAUUACGUCUUAUAAAAACAAAAACAAAAGAAAUUGAAGACAAAAACACACAAAAAAAAAAC
Messenger RNA from Brassica rapa (field mustard), 1777 nucleotides. RefSeq lists its product as uncharacterized. NCBI's taxonomy places the organism in Eukaryota, Viridiplantae, Streptophyta, Magnoliopsida, Brassicales, Brassicaceae. The record is from RefSeq and is a predicted model, not a curated record.